AUGCAUAUGUUCAAUAUUUUUGUUUCUUGUAACACUUACAUGCUGAAUGUCAUGUCAAACAAAAGUGCGAUGAGACCAACACGGGGGGGCGUAUCAGAUUGAAAUAAAUCGCUAAAGUAAAUGCUAAAAUAUUCGCUAUACAUUAAUCGUCUUGUGGUUAUUAUGUUCAAUGAACCAUUUUAAUAUUAUCCACCGACAAGUAAACCUUCUGUUUGUUUUUAUUACAUCGGCUAUUUCGUGCGCUAUAAUCAUUAGAGCAUAAAGAAUUAAACUACUGUAAACAAGAAUAUUUUUGUUUAAAAUUUAUUUGUGUCUGAUAAGUUAUAUUGUGGCUGAUAAAAAUGAGAGUCUGAAGUGAUUGAUGUUCUCACUCUUGAGUAGCGGUACGGCAAAAAAAUGGCUGAUUUAAUACGUGCCGUGGGGGCGCCGAACGGACCCCCUGUAAUGCUAGGAUCGCCGUCGACGGAGUCUGAGGACGGCGGCGGCGAUCUGGCAGAGCUGGCAGCAGACCUUGAGCUGGAUGAGGCAGAUGGACCAAGUACUAAUGGUGAACGACAAGCAGUGCUAGCACCGCCUGAAACAGAAUGGUACCAUGGUCGCCUAGAUCGGUACACCUCCGAGGAGCGGCUGUAUGCUGCUGGCAAGCAAGGCAGCUAUUUAGUCCGAGAAAGCGAUCGCAAGCCGGGCUCGUACGUGUUGAGUUACUUGGGCCGCACUGGUAUAAAUCACUUCAGAAUAACAGCAGUAUGCGGCGACUAUUACAUAGGGGGUCGCCAGUUCGACUCCCUGACGGAGCUGGUGGGGUUCUACAGCCACUGCUCGGACCUGCUGAAGCGAGAGCGCCUGGUGGAGCCCGUGGCACCACCGGAGCCCGUCAACGAUAAAAAGAGAGUGGUGGCCAUUUUGCCCUACACGAAGAUGCCUGACACUGACGAGCUCACCUUCCAAAAGGGUGACAUUUUCUUUGUGCAUAACGACAUGGGCGACGGGUGGCUCUGGGUUACGGCUCAUAGGACUGGGGAGCAAGGAAUGAUCUUUAGAGAGCUGGUCGAAGACUUGGAUCCGUCUAUAGAUCCUAACACUGUGUUCUCCUGGUUCCAUCCCAACUGCACUAAGAGUGAAGCGGUGGACAUGCUCGUGAAAGCCGGCCCAGGGAGUUUCCUUGUCAGACCUUCCGACAACUCCCCUGGAGACUAUUCCCUGUUCUUCCAUAUCAACAAUCAGAUACAGAGGUUCAGGAUUGAGAAGAAGGGGGUGCGGUAUCUGAUGGGAGGGAGGACGUUCGAGUGUUUGGACGCGGUCAUCAAUAGGUACAGGAGAGAGCAGAUUGUGGAAGGGCAUACCUUGGGGCAACCACUAAUCGCCGAAGGCCACGUGAUCGAGCCGCAGCAGACAACAACCGGCGCGGCGGCCGAGAAGAUAUACGCCACGCUGCGCGAGUGCCGCGACCAGAUCGGCCUCAAAAAGAUGAAGGGCAUCAAGCAUCAGGGCUACCUCAACAAGAAGUCAGAUAAGGGCGCUAAAAAGUGGAAGGCACUGUACUUCGUGCUGCUGCAAGAGGGCACCGACACGCAUCUGUAUUUCUACGACUCGCCGAAGCGGACCAAGCCGAAGGGGCUGAUCGAUCUGUCGUGCGCGUAUCUGUAUCAGGUGCACGAGUCUCUGUGGGACCGGGCGUUCUGCUUCCAGCUGGUGGAGCGGGCGCUGCCGUGCCUGUCCACGCACACGUUCCUGGCGGCCAACAGCGCGGCCGACGAGCGCGCGUGGCUCGACGCGCUGCGCCCGCUGUGCGUGCAGCAGGCGCGCCACCAGUGCAAGGUGGCGCGCGUGGUGUGGUUGCGCGCGCUGCGCGUGCGGUGCCUGACGGCGCACCGGCUGCCGGCGCGCCUGGCGCCGCGCCCGCACCUGCGCCUGGCGCUGGGCGCGGCGCCCGUGGCGCGCACCAAGCCCCGGCCCUCGCCCGACCCGCACUGGGACGACGAGUUCGUGUUCGAUGACGUGCCUCCAGAUGUGACGUCAUUCACGAUCACUGUUCACAACACGGGAAAGAGGGGAAAGGAAUCCGAGGUAGCGGAGCUAACCAUUGAACUGGCGAACCUGGCCAACGGAGAGGAGAUCGAAGAGUGGUAUCCACUGGCAGGAAUGACACCUAUUGGCGAAUGGGGCUCCCUGAGGCUACGUAUUAGGUACAUGCAGGAACUGGUGAUGCCGCGCGAGGAAUACAAUCCGUUGCGUCAAUUGCUAUUAGAGCCAGGCUUGCCGGCUGUCAAGGCCCUAGCUGAUCUAUGCCGCACGGACCGACAGCCGCUCGCCACAUCGCUGCUGCACGCGUUCACGGAGUGCGGGCGCGGCGCGGAGCUGGCGCGCGAGCUGGCGGGCGCGGAGGUGGCGCGCGAGGGCGACCACCGCACGCUGUUCCGCGGCGCCUCGCUCGCCACCGCCGUCGCCGACGAGUUCAUGCGCGCGCAGUGCAAGCCCUUCCUGCAGGCAGCUAUAUCAGAAACAGUUCAGAAAUUAUCGAAUGAAACCAAGCAGUCCGCAGAACUGAACCCCACUAAAAUGGACUCCCCAGACGACGCAUGUUCUAACGCAGAAUACCUUCUUCAGAUUCUGGACCAGAUAACACACUCAAUAUUCAUGUCGCACGAAACAUGCCCACGGCCCGUGCGCUACCUAUGUGGAUGCCUGCAGCGUGCCGCGAUGGCCAAGUGGCCCAAUGAGAGAUUCGUGCGCACCCGGGUUGUAUCAGGGUUCAUCUUCCUGCGGCUGAUCUGCCGCGCGCUGGUGGAGCCGCGCGCGUGGGGGCUGGUGGCGGCGGCGCCCUCGCCGCACGCGCAGCGCUCGCUCGUCAUGGUCGCCAAGUGCCUGCAGAACCUGGCCAACCUCGUCGAGUUCGGCGCCAAGGAACCAUACAUGGAAGUAGUGAAUCCCUUCAUAUUGAAGAAUAAGGAGCGGAUGGUCGUGUUUCUCGACCAACUGAGCAAUAUGCAAGAGCCUGGAAAUGCGCCGCCCAACUCCAAUAACAACCUCGAUAUUGCUAAAGAACUAGCGACGCUGCACCACAUCUGCGUGUCGCACCUGGCGGAGCUGCAGGCGCUCGCCAAGACGCAGCCCGCCAUCAGGAAGCUGGUCACCGUCACCGAGAUGCUCACCAAGCACAAGCACAAGUACCUGGAGAUGAUCAGAUAGGACGCGUCACGUGACACAGGGUAAACACUACAAGGCCGAAGAAGCACAAGGCAUCUCCGGAAAGACUAAUCCGACUUAAAGCGUAGUCAUUAGGUUUAGCGUUGAGUCUGCAUUCAAAGUUACGUUCGUGCGUUCUCGUGCCAAACUUUUGUAAUCAUAUUUAUGAUCAAUUCUGGUGCCUUUUUCAUAAACCACAAGCCUUGUAGGCGUUAAAUUGUUAUUUUAUAUGACAUGACGCGCUAAAUGUUAUUUUAUGAAGUGGGCACCGGGAUGCGCUUAAUUUCUUAGCUGAUAUGAUUAGUUUAAGCCAGGCGAAACAAUGUGUAGGCACUGUAGCCUAAAUACAGGGCUGAGAAGUUAGCGUUCUUCAAAUUGGUUAAGAAUAAUGAGCGACUUAUAGAUACUCGAAGUUAUGAUAUUUAGAUAUAUUUUUUUUAGGUUUGUUCGUGCUGCUUGCGUAUUUGUUUUUAGCCUCGACGUAAAAAAGAGGGGCGUUGACGCCAAUGCGAAUUUCCUUGCAGUGGUUCUUAGAUAUGUUUGAUAAAAAUCGUUCCAGCAGUUUGAAGCGUUUCAGCUGUACCAAAAUGAUGCGAGGCAUUUUUUUGCAUAGGGAUUUUUUUCAUUUAAUAGUUCUAAAAAUAUUUUGUAAGAUUUAUUUGUUUUCUUCCCGAAAACACCUUCCGAUAGCAAUAUAAAUGUUAGCAAAAAUCAUGUUUAGGCUACGUCCGCAUCUAGGCUUAAAAAGGGUGCUUUUAAUUGGUGUCUAAACCAAGCCAAAUAUCAUGACUUUGAGUAUUUAAAAGGGUAGGUUCAUAGCGCGAUGAAUAGUCGACUUAUUUAGGCAAACGAAUGCUCUCUAGUAUUUAACGCGUAUUUAUUGGUAGCCGCGUAAUGUAUUAUUUGUAGUUAAGUUUAAUAAUCUUCCUAAUGAACAGCGGCGGUGUUUAACAUGGUAAUUGUAUUAUUGUACUUGUGUUAUUGAAUUAAGAUUUGCGGAGAAUUUUGUUUGUCCAAGCCAAGUUGCCAGAUAUAAAAAGGCUGUUCAUAUAUAACGACGUGGCGUUCUCCUGAAAUACUUUGGAACAUGUUAGUAAAUGCAGUCACCAAGUUGUUUAUCUUUUUAAUUACAAUGCUACUGUAAAUAGUGAAUUCACUGACAAACUUUCAAAUACAGGCAGUUAGAAAAACAUUCGCUCAUAAUGUAAGGAAUGCAAUAUAGUAUGAAAACUACCUUUUGUGUGAAUUACAUGUGUUGCUGUUAAGACUCAUCUCAGUCAGAGGCGUAUUUAAAUAUUUGGCGCUACGGGCCAUUUAGAUUCGCCGCCCAAUUAAGUGAUGAUAAUGUAUUUCAUUUAAGGAAAAAACCCUGUUUUGCCGCCAUUUCCAGCCUGCCGCCCCGAGCCAUGACCUGUUUGGCCCUAGGGUAAAUACGCCCCUGAUUUCAGUGACACAAGUAUAAUAUUGGUAGUUAAUCCGCCAUGAACAAUCGAAUUAAGUAUAUUAAUUUUAUAUUUUUAACAAAUUAUAUUGGAAUUGCUUUAAAAUAGUUUACAUAAUAAAAAUAUUAAUUUUAUUUUGUCAAUACUCCUUAAAUAAUCUUUUAUAUUGUAUGAAUAUUAUUACUUUUAGACAUUUAUACACGAGUAUUAUCCUAAUAUUCAAUGUAGUGGUUAAGAGUACAAUUAUAUUGUGUCGCGGCGGUGGCGUUAGCAAUAUGAAAAAAAAUAGUAUUAUAUUUGCUCAAAUUUCAACAUUAUCAAAAUUCAAAAAUAGACGAUGUUUCGUUUGCACAUUGAUUGAACAAUUUGAAACCGUAUUAACUAAGUGACUUAGCUUAUUACCUAAUGAGGAUCUACGAGUCUGACCUCCAGUUGUGUAAUGGAAGAGUGAUAAGCAUUUUACGAUUUUUUAGAAGUUUCGACUGCAAUCGAUAAUCGAUUGAUCAUACUCCGAAAAUUACACCCAUCUUUAAUGUAGCUGAAACGCGGCCGCCGCAAUCGCCGGGCAUUUAGAUGUAGAACAUUAAUUUUAGUGUUAUACAACGUGUUACACCAACUACUGAAAGACCCUCGAUUGAUUUAUUAUAAUUUUAAUUCCAAAGUUUUAAGUACCUAUUUAUAGUCAGUCAAACAAGUAUGUCAGUAGAAAAAGGCGCGAAAUUAAAAUUUUCUAUGGAUCGAUAACCCUUCGCGUUUAAUUUUUUUUUAAUUGCCGCUUUUUUCUACUGACGGAAAUGACUUUAUAAUUAUCACUUUAUUUAACAUUUGCAAUGUCAAAAUGUGGCAAUAUCGUAACGUUUAGAAUGACAGUACCUCACUUUGUUCUAUUCCAGUCGCUGCAAAGUUAGCUUAGACGGACUCUAAAAUACAAAAAAAAACGACUUAAUUAGGUUCAUAAAAGUUUUUUAAUAGUUGGUGUUUUAAUGUUGUACAUUCGACCAUCACGCAUAAACACCAAAAAUGUUUAAAAGGAAUGAUUGUGGUUUGUGAUAGUUUGAGAAGUAUGGUGUUACAUAGUUAUACAAGGUGUAACAAAAAUAGUGGGGAUCCGUUAAAGGGCAUAUUCGUAUCGGUAUCGUGUUCUGAGUAGAAGACAAAAAAAAAUACGCAAAAAAUGUUUGGUCUUUGUAUGGAUCAGAGAUGGCCGACUUAGACGACCUGUCCAAUAGAAAAAAAAUAUCGCGACAAUUUUUAUUUUCUAUUUUUUCCUAAUCAGAACACGAUACCGAAUAUGCGUUACCGAAUACCUGAAGCGGAUCUCCACUAUUUGUUACAUCUAAUAUGUAUUCAAAUUGAUGUGAAGGCGUGAACUGCACCGACACAGCACCUAGUCUAAUGACGAAUUGUUUACAAAUCGAAUGUAACCGAUUUUCUGUCUCUGUGAUAAUAUUCAUCACUUUAAUUCGUCUCAAUUUGCACUUCUGUGAUUACUUUGUAUUUGAUCAGCUUUAUUUUAUGCUCUUAUACUGCCUACGUGUUUCGUGUUUUUUUGGCUGGCUAAAGGUUUUGAAACUGUGAUGUUUGAAUCACAAGUUCCACAUUGUCUUCCCUUGGCUGGCAGGGAUUCAUUCCGAAUGGCUCAAAUAAUAUACAGACUUAAAAAUGCAUUUCUAGUGCCAUAAUAUUGUGUACUUAUUUGUAUAUAUCUAAUGGCUGUUAUUGCGACUUACACAAUUAAUAUUCUACGAUCAAACCGUUUUUCAGCAGUUUUUGCUAAAAACUAAGCUUUAAAAUAAAAUAAAAAUUGUGACGUUCUAGCGUUAAAAAUAGCGCUUAAACGUUAAAAAGAUUUCUAACUGCAACUUAUUCACAACCAACAAAGUGAUACUUAUUGCCAGAGAAUGACUAAAUAAGGAGAGGUAUGUAUGCUCAGAACUAGUAUACAGAAAAUACCUACUAAAAGUUACACAAUUUACUCAUUACGUCAUUAUACACGUCGCUGAUAGAAAAUGCCACAAUCGGUCUGGGCAAGUGGGCAUGCCUCACCUUAAUUUAGUUGCUUCUCUUACUAUAUUGUAAAAUAGUUCUUUAUUGCAAGGCAGUGACGUCUGCUUCGGAAUUCCAGUUUUAGAACAUUGAAGUGUCCUUUGUGAAUAGACUCCUAUAGAAUUGAAUAGUGUCAGUAUGUUAACAAAGAAAAAUGUCGCACUUGUGGCUUACCCAUUAGGCAGUAGAGUUGGCGCGUUAGUCUGGCCGGCUAAACUUUUCCGUAGUCCCAUCAGAUUGCCUUGAUUGCAAGUUUGUGAAAAAAAUUUGACGCGCAUAUAAAGAUAGAGAAACUAAAUAUUUAUUUCCCCUUUCUAACACAAAUGCCAAAUCAAAAUUAUGGACAAACGAUUAUCAAGAUGUAAUCAUUGCAGGUAGCGAGAUUAUUUGAUUGUCCAUUGCCCUUUAAAGCUAUUAGAACUUAUGUGGUUUAAUAAGUUUAGCCUUUUUAAUCCCUAAUUUUUAAUAAAACUCUUAAUUCAUAAUAAAUACCGGGAUCUCGGGAGUGAUCAGGAAAGUUUCGGUAUUAAUACCGGUAUUUGAAAGCCCUAAGAAGCGUUUAUGAAUAACGCCAUUAUUAUUAUUUGCAAUGGUACAGAGCUAUUUACUGGUAAGUUUGGCCGGUCUGACUAGCUUAAAAUUAUAAACAGCCGAGUGUCGAGGCAAUUUCGAAAAUUGUUGUAGGUUCACGCGUUCUUCGGAGUUGGAGAAAGUUUAGGCCAUUCCUAUUUCUAUGUAUAGCCGAGGACUUCGUGGUUCGAGUUUGAUAUCUAAACUAGAUGGCACUGUAUGGCUCCAGUGGCGGGGAAAGACCAAAAUAUGUGGGCAAGGUACAUUUAUCGAAGCCCUCUGGUGGCGCAAGAAAUAACUAACAUUAUUACGUUUUGUGUCCGAGAUAUACUUAUACUUAUAUGAGGUGCGAGGCCCCUCAGACCGCGAGGCCGUAGACGGCGGCCCACGUCGCCCACGCCUAACACCGCUUCUGUAUGGCGCCAUAAGUUUUGUGAUCACUUUUUAAUUCCUGGUAAAAUCCAUAAACACAUGAGUAAGUAGGAAUAAUCUAAAAUUUCUCGGAAUCUUAGGCACUCUUCUACGGCGAUUUCUCAAAACGCCCAUUGAGUAUAAGUAGUAUGGAUCAAUGCAUCGAAGUUGUGACGGUUCCGUUGUUGUGUAGCGAUAGGUUGUAGCUCUAGUGGUGUGUCGUCGCUGUAUUUAAGUGUUAUCUAGCUUACGAUAGACAAUGUCUAGACUGAAUUACGCUCCAAUUAAUUAGAUGUGUUAGUGCACUUAGAUUUUCCACGAAAAGUGAUAAAUAUGCAAUAUUCGGCCCAUUUGAUAGUUUUUUAUACUAAAAUUCAGAGGUUAUUAUCCUUGACGAUUAACAUUUGGAAACAUUUUUAAAUAAGCACUUGUAUUUAAUUUAAUGUUAGGACUCUAUGGUUAAUUUGACAGGGGAACUUUUACAAGGAAUUGUGGGUUUUCGUAAAUGGGGGUUCGGGUUGCGAGCUUGGUUCAUGAGACAUUCUUCACCCUUUACUAUGAGCAUUAGUCAGUCAUACUUGUAAGUUUAAUGAAAGUAGUGAUUAGACUAGUUCACAAUUCACAACACGUAACAUUCAAAUAAAUAUGAUUUUUCUCAAUUUAGUUUUAGUUAAAAAAUGAUAAUUGUUUUACAUACAACAUGUUUCUUUUUCAACAUCCGGCCAUAAGUACUGCGUGGAUUGAAUAUGUUGGUCAGAGACCAACCCGAAAAUUGCGAAAACAGUCAAUUUUUAGCGCGUAUUUGAGAUUUUUAUCAGCAUAUUGUAAAUGAUGAUCAACUUUCUAAGAAUAGGUACUUAUUCAAUUUGGAGUGUGGUUAGAUGUUGAAAAAACUCCUUGUAUUGAUGUUAUUUUAUUCGAUCUGCAAUAUAGAUAAAAUGACAUGCUUCAUGUAAAUGCACCUUUAAAUUUUAAAAUAAUUGAAUAAUUAACACUAUAACAUAAACAUUAAUUAUUUUAUAGUAGCCAUUAAAAUUACUUCACUUGUUAAAAUAUCUGCAUUUAAAACACAGCUGUUCACAAGUAUUAAAUCAUACUUUUAUUGUGUCUCAAUAAUGCAAGUCUGUUCUUGCUGUAAUGGUAUUGAUUUUAGAUUUUGUGACUAUUUUCUAUCCCUUAGUGUAUGUAUACUGUUUUCCAUGAAAUUUUUAUGUGCUAGAAAUCAAGUCUCAUUAAAAUUUUAACUAUGAAAAUAUAAA
This is a messenger RNA of Cydia pomonella (codling moth), 8914 nucleotides long. RefSeq names its product ras GTPase-activating protein 1 (gene vap). Lineage: Eukaryota; Metazoa; Arthropoda; Insecta; Lepidoptera; Tortricidae. Gene Ontology annotation, molecular function: protein binding. The transcript has 20 exons. Gene Ontology annotation, biological process: regulation of GTPase activity. The record is from RefSeq and is a predicted model, not a curated record. Bases 397 to 3189 code for a protein of 930 amino acids.